UCAGGAUUGUGUCUGCCGCAGACUCCAUGGCGAGCCUAGAGAACAUGCUGACGACAACUGGCAACUUCAAGGCGUCCUACACGCAGCGCGACCUGCUGAUCUAUGCGCUUGGGAUCGGAUGCGGUUAUUACCCUCGCGGGGAGCGGGACAAGAACGUCGAUUCCAAGUUUACUUCGGAACUGCAAGACAAGUUCGCUGCGUUCCCGCUGUACCCGGUCGUCCUUCUCUUCAAAGGCACCUCGCAAGACACAGUGGCGUACCCUCCCCCGAACCUUUCGUGGUUUCCGUCGGGAAUUCCAUCGUUUAACCCUGCUGGCACACUUCAUGCUGAGCAAAGCAUCGAAAUCCACCGACCGCUACCUGCCACAGGUGCCGCGGUGACAUGCCAUCGCCGCGUCCUGUCCUUCCACCCCAAAGGUGCAUCUUCUGCACUCCUCGAAACUGAGUUCAAGCUCGUCGACGACAUGGACAACCUUCCGUUGUGCACCAUUGUCAUGAGCUCGUUUCUGCGAGGAUUCGAGUCCUCGUUCAAAGGUGUCGGUCCGAAGGCCCCAAAGAAGCCCAAGAUGCCUCAACGUAAACCCGAUGCGUCGCUAGCGCUUCCUACGUCGCCAACCCAAGCACUCUUCUACCGUCUCUCUGGAGACUACAACCCGCUGCAUUGUGACCAAGACAUGGCCCAGGCCUUAGGCUUCCAAGAACCUAUCCUGCAUGGCUUGUGCAGCAUGGGGGUCGCUGCGCGCGCCUUAUUGCAUCUAUGUUGCGACAAUGAUCCGACCGCUUUUCGCAAGAUGAGUGUGCGUAUGACGAAACCGUGCAUCCCUGGCGAAACAUUAGAAACGAGGGUGUGGCGCGUUGAUGGCACGUCGACCGUGCACUUUCAGACGCGUGUCGUGGAGCGCGACGUGAUUGUCCUUGAUGGCGGGGAGUUUGUUUUUGGUGCGAGUGCUCGCCUGUAACAACAGAGUGCGAGGACUUAUCUGAGGUCAUAGGGGCAAUGAAUAUGGUUGUGAUAAUAUACUUUGUGGAAGGGAUUGCUCCAUCAUCAUAAUGACACAAGUGUCUUACUUGACCUUGAAUCCUUCAGCACGCAGGCACCGCUUGUGGGCUUCAAUGACGUCGGCGCAGUUCUCUUCGCCGUGGUUCACGACGCACAAGUCGCGCGCGGCUUUGGUCUCAGGGCACGAGCAGCAGAUCUUCUUACCAGACUUUCCCAGGACGGGCGCGGCGGCCGUGGCGGUGAUGUCUGGCAUGUUUUGAUUUUCCC
Aphanomyces invadans is the source of this 1267-nucleotide messenger RNA. RefSeq lists its product as hypothetical. Lineage: Eukaryota; Oomycota; Saprolegniomycetes; Saprolegniales; Verrucalvaceae. Gene Ontology annotation, cellular component: peroxisome. The record is from RefSeq and is a predicted model, not a curated record. The transcript is spliced from 2 exons. The coding region runs from base 27 to 959 and encodes 310 amino acids.